CAAAAAAUUUUGGCAGAGGAGCAAUUAAGGUCGGCCACAAUUUUGGACUCCCUAUUUCUCCUACUUUGUUACUCCUUUCAGGGAGUGAAUGAAUUUGACAUAUCCAACAUUAAGACAAUUCCUCCAGGACUGCACCUUCCUCUGGCCUAACUCUGAUGGCAGCACUGACAAGAAAAAGAAACAAUGAAUCUCCAGUCUCAAUGAGGGAAUCUUUUGUUCUUGUACUUGCUUGCUGUUUAACAGUUUGUACCGCCAUAGACACUAUUACUAUUGCUAGGCCUGUCCAAGACCAUGAAACUUUAGUAUCCUCCGGGCAAACCUUCAAGUUGGGUUUUUUUAGUCCUGCAAACGCCAGUAAUCGCUAUGUUGGAAUCAUGUACGAUAAUAUUCCUGGAACAACUGUUAUAUGGGUGGCUAACAGGGACAAACCUGUUAAGGAUUCUACCGGAAUUUUGACAAUUGCAGGAGACGGUAACCUUGUAAUCUUGAAUGGGGAGAGGGAGAUCAUAUGGUCUUCUAAUGCUUCAAAGUCUGUGGCAAGCUCAAGUGCCAAACUUUUGGAUACUGGGAACUUAGUCUUGACAGACAACUCAGAUGGAAGUACGAUGUGGGAGAGUUUCCAAAUUCCUACUGAUUCUUUGGUGCCAAAGAUGAGAUUAAGUGCGGGUGCAAAAGAGAAGCUCCAACUAACUUCCUGGAGAAGCCCUUCUGAUCCUUCCAUUGGAGAUUUCUCUGCAGGCCUUAACCUUUUCCGGCCGCAACAGUUCUUUGUUUGGGAGAUUAAUGUACCUCACUGGCGCAGUGGUCCACGGAGUGGUAAUACGUUCAUCGGAAUAGCUGGCAUGAGUUCUGCUUAUCAGAGUCGAUUUGAUCUGGUGGAGGACAAUUCAGGAUCUACUUAGUUUACCUACAACUCUGUAAAUAAUCCGGAUCUGUUCUACUACGCAUUGAAUUCCUCAGGGUGUUUACAGGCAAAGGUCUUAAUUGGUAAAGGAGAUUGGAGUGUAACGUGGUCAAGUCUAGAAAGCCAAUGUGAUAUUUAUGGCAAAUAUGGACCUUUUGGAAGCUGCAAUCGUCUACAGUCACCAAUUUGUACGUGUUUGCGAGGGUUUAAGCCAAGAGAUGAAGAGGAAUGGAACAGAGAAAAUUGGAGUGGUGGAUGCAUAAGAAAGGAAUUGUUGAAAUGUGAGAGAAAUCAAUCUUCCAGUAUAGAUGCCAAAGAAAAUGGAUUUGUGAGACUCCCAAACAUGAAAGUUCCAGAUUUCCUUGUGCUGGUAGUAUUCUCAGAAGAAGCAUGUGGUAGUUCUUGCUUGAAAAAUUGCUCUUGCACAGCUUAUGCAUAUUACAAAGGGAUAGGAUGUAUGCAUUGGCGUGGCAGCCUAAUCGAUGUGCAGCAGUUCUCCUAUGAUGGGGCAGACUUGUAUAUACGCGUACCUUAUUCUGAACUUGAUAAAAAGAAGGAUACGAAAGCAGUCACUGCAGUCA
Coffea arabica (coffee) is the source of this 1485-nucleotide messenger RNA. The record is from RefSeq and is a predicted model, not a curated record. NCBI's taxonomy places the organism in Eukaryota, Viridiplantae, Streptophyta, Magnoliopsida, Gentianales, Rubiaceae.